This is a messenger RNA of Chlamydomonas reinhardtii, 10774 nucleotides long. RefSeq lists its product as uncharacterized. NCBI's taxonomy places the organism in Eukaryota, Viridiplantae, Chlorophyta, Chlorophyceae, Chlamydomonadales, Chlamydomonadaceae. The transcript is spliced from 20 exons. The record is from RefSeq and is a predicted model, not a curated record. The coding region runs from base 215 to 9298 and encodes 3027 amino acids.
UACCUGCGCUGAGAAACCUACUGCGACUGCAAAAUUAAGAGAUACAAGGUUUUUGUCGUGCCACCUGCUUCCUCGACAAUACAGCAGCAUUAUUUAUCCGCAUAAUAGGUGAUUUGGUCACCAGCUUGACUUUGGGUUUGCGGUUGCAAUUGAGGCGCAAGUUGGACAGUGUCCGUUCAGAAAUGCGUCGCUGUUUAUGACAUACUCGGGGCAAAUGAGCAGCAGCCGCGCGUGGCAGCGCUGCCUGGCAGCGUUGCUGCUCUUGCUCACGGCGGUGGCGUCCUCACACUCGGAGGCAAUCAGCCCUCUGGAGCACGUUCUGCCUUUCUACACGCCGAAGAUUACGCACGCUGGAAGAGGCGUGGGCUACUCGCGCUGGGCAGACGCGACCAGCUCAACCAGGCGCAAGCUUGGCGUGAAUGCCGAGUAUAGUUAUUGCCUCACCUCCCCGACGAAAAGGUGUUAUCCGUGCGAGAAUGGAUACGAUGACGACCCAUGCGCGACUGAUGACCUGUACGGCCAGGAUGACACAAAGUGCAGCAUGCCGUACUACUACUACGGCAAUGUGGACGAUGAGAGCAUCUGCGGCGAUGAGGUGCGGCCCAUGAACGUGGGCGCGCUGGAGCUGAAGGCGCUGGUGCCCUCGCUGCUGCCGGGCGGCGGCACCACCCUGUACUCGCUGGGGCAGAUGUAUGCCUUCAUGCAGGUCAAUGGCAACCUGACGGUGACCCUGCGCCUGGACUGCCCCUGGCUGGCGGUGGUGGACGCGGGCCGGGCCGGGGCCGCCAUACAGCUGAGCGUGGCCCACCCAAACGGCACCGUGUGGAACAAGUGGAUCAACCUGACGGACACGGGCAGCAGCUUCGUGAGCUGCGCCUCCUUCACGGUGCCCGCCAAGCGCCCCAACCCCGCCCUGCCCGGCGACAACGGCUGCGACCCGCUCACCUACACCGUGUCGGCUCGCUUCCUGGCCGAGACCCACCAGGCAGACCCCGCGGUGGGCACCGAGCCAGCCACCUGCAGCGUGAACGAUGAGGCCACAGCCAACACACGGCUGUACUACUCCAUGGACUACACGCCCAUCCAGUUCCGGCCGCCCAGCCCCCCGCCCUCGCCGCCGCCCUCGCCGGGCCCGCCGCCCUCCCCGCCGCGGCCCUUCAUCCCCGACUCCCCGCCGGACGCGCCGCCGCCCAACCCGCAGCCGCCCAGCCCCGAGCCACCCAUGCCCCCCGUCAUUCCGCCCAGCCCCCCGCCGGGCCCCAUGGUGUUUUCUCAGGGCAACGGGGCGGGCUGCGCCCACUCGGACCCCGGUAACUACACGACCGUUUCGGGCACCGCAGCGUCGGGCCCGGCCGUGACGUGCCGCGAUCAGGCGGCGUGCCUGGACGUGUUUUACACGGACGACUGCAGCUACAACAUCCCCGUGAACGGAGUGCUGUACACCUAUUGCCAGGUGUGCCUGCUGUGGCAGGACGCAGCCACCAACGGCCGCGGCUGCCCCAAGGCUGGCACCGGCACGCUGUCCCACGUGUGCGCCGGUGACGAGUUCUCCGCCGUCCUGAGCGGCAGCGGCGCAACCCCCGUGGUCGGCGCCACAGCCAAGCGCAACACCUGGUACCAGGGCCGCGCACAGCGCUACUGCACCUGGGCUCGCUGGACCGACUCCCAGUCCACCGUGCCCGUCUCCUUCACAGUCAAGGACGGCUCCGGCGCCUGCCUGCCCGCCGCCGACUCCCCGCCGCUGUCGGUGGUGCUCAACGGCAUCCCCGCCACCUGCCAGAACCCGCGCACCGUGGGCGGUGUGCUGGCCGGCUGCGGCACCGGCGACCAGCCCAACGAGUGCCUGUGGACACUGCAAGUGUCCAAGCCGGGUGCGCCCGGAUACAAGUGCCCCUUCCGGCCGCCGUCGCCGCAGCCGCCCAGCCCGGCGCCGCCUAGCCCAAGGCCGCCUAGCCCAGCGCCGCCGGCGUCCCCGUCGCCACCUCCGUCGCCUCCUGCUCCACCUGGGCCACCCAGCCCGCCGCCGUCGCCGCCCUCGCCGCCGGCACCGUCGCCGCCGCCAAGCCCGGUGCCUCCCAGCCCCGCGCCACCGAGCCCUGAGCCGCCUUCCCCUGAGCCGCCAAUGCUCCCGCUGCCUCCGUCGCCGCUGCCUCCCAGCCCGGCGCCUCCCUCGCCCGUGCCCCCAAGCCCGGCUCCGCCGAUGCCGCCAGCACCGCCGUACCCGCCGAGCCCGCAGCCGCCGUCGCCGCCGCCCUCGCCGCAGCCGCCGAGCCCGCCGCCGCAGCCGCCGUCGCCGGCACCUCCCUACCCGCCGAGCCCGGCGCCGCCGCUGCCUCCAAGCCCCCCGCCGCUGCCGCCCAGCCCGCCGCCCUCGCCUCCGGAGCCGCCGUCUCCCUCGCCACCGCCCUCGCCCGAGCCGCCCAGCCCAUCGCCGCCUCGGCCUCCUUCGCCCGAGCCGCCCAGCCCAUCACCGCCUCGGCCUCCUUCGCCUCAGCCGCCCAGCCCGCCCCCCAGCCCCAAGCCGCCGCAGCCCCCCGCUCCUCCGUCUCCUCCCUCGCCGCCGCCCGCGCCAGCGCCGCCCUCACCCGAGCCCGCUCCCCCCAGCCCCGUGUCACCUCCGCUGCCGCCUCUGGCUCCGCCCUCCCCUCCUUCCCCGCCCCAGCCGCCCUCACCGGCGCCCUCGCCACCGGCGCCCCCCAGCCCCGAGCCGCCCUCGCCGCCCUCCCCGCCCUCCCCUCCCGCUCCUCCCGCGCCUUCGCCCCCGCCUCCCUCCCCCCGGCCGCCGAGCCCUCCGCGCCGGCCGCCCCGGCCUCCGUCGCCGCCGCCCUCGCCCGCGCCGCCCUCCCCCGCGCCGCCGGCCCCGCCCUCGCCGCCUCCGGGCCCGGGCUGCCUGCAGGUGUCGGCGCGCUCCGGCAAGUUGUACGGCACCAGCGACUUCCUGGAUUUCGGCAGCAUCACUGUGCGGCCGCACAACGCCACUGCCAUCAGCCUGGACCUACAGCUAGCGACGGUGGCGCCCCUGCCCGGCUUCGGCGUUCCCGCCUUCUCGCCAUCGCCGUCAAGCAUCGGCGUGGAGCUUCGCAGCUUCUUCACCUCCUCUUCCUGCCCCAACGCCCCCUUCCUGGGCAACACCGCCGCGCACCGCCACCGCCACCGCCAGCUGCUGCAGGCCGCCGGCACGGCCUCCUCUGCGGGCACGCGCACGGAGCGGCCCUGCACCAGUGCUGCCGGCGGCGGUGUGGGUGAGGUGCUCCUUGACGUGGCCCCGCUGCUGGGCUGCACCGUGGACACGCCGCCCACCACCCUGACGCUGCAGCUGUGGUUGGCACUGGACAGCGUGGCUGCGGACUCCUGUGCGGCGGGCCCGCAGGCGCCGGCGACCACGCUGUGGGCUGGCACGCCCUUCAGCCAGGUCCUCCCCGCCCCCGACAACGGCAACACGGCGUGCGCCUACAUGAACGUCACACUGGCCUGCGGCUUCACAUACGAGUGCCACAACGUGCCGUUCCCGCCGCCCCCCUCGCCACCCGCACCCCCCCUGCCGCCCAGCCCGGCGCCGCCUAGCCCCGUGCCGCCCAGCCCGGCGCCGCCCAGCCCACGGCCGCCACACCCGCCUCCGCGCCCACCCAGCCCGGCACCGAACCCUCCUGUUCCUCCCAGCCCACCGCCACGGCCUCCCUCUCCUCCGCCCUCUCCUCCGCUGCUGCCGCCGUCUCCUCCCUCGCCCCCGGUCCCGCCCAGCCCACCCAGCCCGACACCGCCUAGCCCCUCGCCGCCUCUACCGCCCAGCCCGGCACCCUCGCCUCCUUCGCCGCCGCUGCCGCCUUCACCGCCGCCGUCGCCGCCGCAGCCUCCCUCUCCGUCGCCCCCUCCGAGCCCUGAGCCUCCCUCGCCGCCGUCACCGCCGCAGCCUCCUGUUGGCGGCGGCAGUGGCAGCGGCAGCGCGUCACCCCCACCAGGUAGCAGCGGCAGUGGCAGCGCGCCGCCGGCCCCUCCCAGCCCUCCGCCUCCUCCUCCAAGCCCUCCGCCUCCCCCCACGCCCCCCAGCCCGCCGCCGGAGCCUCCUUCUCCGCCUUCGCCGCCCCCGGCACCGCCGUCCCCUCCCCAGCCGCCCUCGCCACCGCCCUCCACCACCGGCGGCUCCGGCAGCCCUGGAUCCGAGCCCGGCAGCAGCGGAUCCACGCCCGGCGCUGGGCCCUCUGGAUCCAGCCCCGGCUCCGGCCCCGGAUCCAGCCCGGGCAGCUCCGGAUCCGGAUCCGACGUGCCUCCUUCGCCCGCACCCGCCGGCGAGUUCGUGCUGCCCCCCUCCCCCGCGCCGCCCGCGCCCGCCAACUCCACGCCCGUGCUGUCGGCGCUGGUCCUCCUCAACACCACCCUCGCGCCCGGAGACCCCUUGCCAGUCGUCCCCGGCGCCGUGGUUUCGUUGGACUACAACUACCUAACCGCCACCGCCCGGUUCCAGGGAGAUUCGCCGUACGCGUCGUGUGAUCCCGCCGUACAGGGCGCGCUGGUGACGGUGCUGGCGGGCAGUCUCAACUUCCCCGCCGCCAACGUGUCCACUGCGUGUGCGCCCGACAGCGGCGGCGCCGCGCACCACCGACUCAGCCGGCGGCAGCUGCUGGGACGUGACCUCAUGGAAACGACCUGCCUGCCCACCGUCAAGUCCGACAUCACCUUCAAGGUGAACCCCUCCGUGCCCAUGGACGGCUUCAAGGCGGCCGUUUACGGAGCACUUGGCAACGGCGGCAUCGCCGGCGUGUGCCCCCUGGGCCUGCUGGCAGGCAGCUGGGCGGUCACCGGCGCGGCGCUUCGCGCCUUCAUGCUGCCCGGCGGCUCCGUGCCCAACUGCGCCGCCUUCGCCAACGUGCUCACGACAGCGCUGGCGGCCUCUGGCGGCACUGCCGCCGGCGGCGCCACCGUCAGUGGCUGCGCCGUGGCCCAGAUGGCGCCCGGCGACGCGGCGGCGAUGCUGGGUGCCGGUGCCACCACGAGCUCCACCGCCGCGGCUGGCAGCAGCAGCAGCAGCGGCGGCGGUGUGCCCAUCGUGCCUAUUGUGGCUGCAGUGGUGGGCGCGGCCGUACUGGCGGCUGCCGCGCUUGCGCUCUACAUGUACAAGAAGAAGACCGGCUUCAACGUUUCUGCCCAGGCCGAGCCCGGCAAGGCCGACGCAGCCGGCGGCCCCGCGGCCCGCGCCGGCGCCCCCCCGGGCGGCCCCGAGGGUGAGCCCGCAGGGCCCGACGGCGGCGCCGGCGGCCCCGGUGGCGCCGGCGGCGCAGCCGGAGGCGAAGGCGCCGGUGCCGUGAACUGGGCCACGCCCGCCGCAGGCGCGGCUGCCGGCGGCGCAGCCGCCGUGGGCGGCGGCGCCCUUUUGCGCAAGCUCUUUCGCAACCUGUCCACUGCCGCUGCGGUCACGUUCGGUCGCGACGCCAGCGUCGCGGCGGCGGCCGCUGCAGCCCUCGCCGCCGCCGGCGCGGCGGGCGCGGCGGGUGCGGCGACGCCCGCCGGCGGCCCUCUGUCCGGUCAGGCCAACGCGGCUCGCGCCAUGAAGGGCCCCAACGCCGUGCCAGGCGAGUGGGAGGACAACAUCAUCUCCGAGGUGCCCGACAUUGAGACGCUGGAGGCUGACGGCGCCGGCGGCGCCGGCGGUUUCGGAGCAAGUGCUGGCGGCGCCGGCGGCGUGGGUAUAGGGUUGGGCGCCGCCGCCGCCGGCGCAGCGGCAGUUGGCGCGGGCGCCGCUGCGGCGCACCGCACCGGCCAGGGCAUGAGCGGAAGCGAUGCCACGGCCGGCGCCGGCGCCGGCGCCGGUGCUGGCCUUGGUGUGGAGGGCUCUGGCGUUGGCGACGCCAACGCCGCCGGCCUGCCCGUAGGGGCCGCGGCUGCGGGCGCGCCGCCGGACCUGCUCGGCGACGGCGGCGCAGCCGCCGCCGCUGCUGCUGCCGCGGCAGCGGCCGCCGCCGGCGCUGGCGCUGCUGGCGCGCACAAGGCUGUGCUGCCUCCCAUCCGCGCCCCCAUGAACAAGCUGCCGCAGCUCGACCCCUCCCUGGCUGGCCACGCGCCCGCGUUUGGCGCCGGCUCCGCUGCCGACAAGCUGGUCCUGCCCACACACGCCGGCUACGCCGGAAGCGCCGCGGACAUGGCGGCGGCUGCCGCCGCCGCCGCCGCGCUCGGCCUCAAGGGGGCGCUGCCGGCCAUUGCGGCUCGCAAGUCGGCUUUGGCCCCGCUGCAGCGUCCCAGCGUCGGUGCCAUCCCCGAGGUGGGCACCAGCCCCGGUGCCGGCGGCGCCGGCGCGGGUGCAGUCGUCGGUGGAGCCGGCGGCGAGGGCGCCGGUGCCUUCGGCGCCAGCGCUGGCGCGGCGGCGGCCGCCGCCGCCGCGGCUGCUGCCGCCGCCGACCCGUUCGCCAAGCCGGUGCUUCCGGGUCUGCGCAACGGCUCCACCGCUGGUGGCGCAGCGGCCGCUGGCGCUGGCGGGGCCACGGCCGGCGUGGCCUCGGCGGCGGCGUUGAUGCCCGGCACGCUGCCGACGGCGUCGUUGGACCACGCGGCUGCCCGGGCUCUGGAGGAGCAGCUGCGUGCCGGCAAGAUUGGAGGCGGCGGCAUGGAGGCUCUGGCCGAGGAGGCGAGCGCCGGCGACGUGCGUUCCAGCAACAUCAACCUGUUCGUUCGCAACCCCGACGCCGCGGCCGCCAUGGCGGCAGCUGGCGCAGCUGGUGCCGCCGCCGGCGGCGCCGCCGGCGGUGCGGGCGCCGGCGGGCCCUUGCUUGGCAGUGGCUACGCCGCGGCGUCCAUGCGCCUGCCCACCCUGCCGGACGCGGGCUCGUCCUUCACCGAGGCCGCGGGUGCGGCCAUGGCUGCCGGCGCUGUCGGUGCCGCAGGCGCCGCAGGCGCUGCCGCCGGUGCGGGCGGCGGCCGCGGCGCCAUGUCCCGUUUCUUUGGUGGCGGCGGCAGCAGCGGCGCUGAUGUGCAGGCCCUCAAGCCCGGAGAGACCGGCAAGAGCAUGCGCUUUGGUGGCGGCGCAGGUGAAGGCGGCGCCGCCGGCGGUGCUGGAGGCGCCGCAGCUGACGCCGCAGCCGGCAGCGCUGCCGCCGGCGGCGCGGCCGGUGCUGCCGGUGGCGGUGCUGCUGCCGCUGGUGGUGGCGGCUUCCUCUCACGCAUGUUCGGCGGCCUAUUUGGCGGCAACAAAUCCGCAGCCGCCGCCGCCGGAGGCGCUGCAGGAGCCGCCGCUGCUGGCGCCGCCGCGGGCGCCGCUGCCGGGGGUGCCGGCGGCGCCGCCGCCGGCGGAACCGGCGCGGCCGCAGGCGCUGCGGGCGCGGCUGUCCAGUGGGCAUCGCCUGCUGGCAGCCCCGCUCUCAAGGCCGGCGCGGGUGUCGGCGGUUCGGCUAUGGCCCGCACGGGCGGCGCCGCGGGCGCCGGCGGUGCCAGUGCUGGUGAGACUCUACCAGAGAUGGAUGAGGAGGCAGCGUUCGGCGCCUCCGCAGGCGCGCUGCACGCAGCCCUGGGCGCGGCGGCCGGCGCCGGUGCUGCUGGCGCUGCCGCGGGCUUCGGCCUCGGCAUGAGCCCUGGCGCCCGCCGCGGCACCAGCAGCAACGGCAUGGCUAUGGGAGGCGCGGCGUCGUCGCCGGCGGGCCGCAUGUCCGCCAACGGUGCCGGCAGCGCAGGCCCCGUCCCGCGCACCUCCACCAGCGGCAUUGAGGCGGCGGCUGCCGCGGUCGCCGCCGCUGCCGCCAAGCUUUUCUCUGCCGGCGGCAGCGGCGCUGGCGGCGGCAGCGGCAGCGGCCGCGGCUCGCCGAGCAGCAACGUCGUCCGCCGCGGCAGCGGCAGCGGCCUGCCGUCCAUCUUCAUGCACAACAACGCCGUGUAUGCAGAGCCACGCGAGGCCGCCUCCACCGCCGCGUUCGGCGUCGGCGCCGGCGGCGCCGCCGGCGGCUUCUCGACCAACAGCGACCCCGACAUCCGUGGCGGCGGCGCCGCCGGCGGUGGCGAGUUCGCAUCGACGCUGGGCGCCGCUGCCGGCGCGGGCGCGGGCGGAACCGCCGCACCGCGCAUGUCACAGAGCGGCCCACAGCGCUUCGGCCGCACCAGCGUGGACAUGGAUCCAGAGCUCGGCGUCGGCGCUGGCGGCGCCGCCGGAGCGGCCGCCGGCGCGGGCGCCGGCGGCAACCGCACCGUGCGCUUCAACAAGCCUGGCGGCGGCCUCAGCGGCGACUUCGAUCCCGAGAUGGGCGCCGUCGGCGGCGCGGCAGCCGCCGCUGGCGCGGCGGCGGGCGGCAACCGCACGGUCCGCUUCAACCGCCCUGGCGGCGCCACCGACGGAAGCUUUGACCCUGAGAGCGGUGCGGCCGCUGGCGGCGCGGCAGCGACUGAUGCGGCCGCAGGCGGCAACCGGACCGUGCGCUUCAACCGCCCCGGUGGCGCGACCGACGGAAGCUUCGACCCCGACGCCGCCGCUGCUGGCGGCGCUGCCGCAGGCGCCGCCGCCGCGGCGGGUGGCAACCGUACGGUUCGCUUUAACCGCCCCAAUGCCGGCGGCCACGGCGACCUGGACGAGGACGAGGCUGCGGCCGCGGCCGCGGCGAUGGCGUUGGGUGGUGCAGCCGCCAGCGGCAACCGCACCGUCCGCUUCAACCGGCCCAACGCCGGCGGCCACGGUGGCGAUUUUGACGCGCCGCCGGCGGACCUGCCCGCGGACGCCGCCGCCACGGCGGCGGUGCGUAACGGCAUGCCCGCGAACCUCCGCGAUUUCCAGCGGCCCGGCGGCGGCGCCUCCGACGGCGCCUUUGAUGCUGAGGCUGCGGCGGCUGCCGCCGCCGCCGCCGCAGCUGCUGGCGGCGCUGCCGCCGCCACUGGACGCGCCGCACGUGAGGUCAAGUUCGCGCCCGGCCUUGGUAACCUUCCCGAGGACGAGGUUGCUGACGGGGAGGACGGCGGCCGCGGGGCCGGCGACGGCGAUGCCGGCGGCCGCGGCGGCAACGCCGGCACGGGCCACCGCACCACCCGCCAGUUUCGCUUUGCCGACAUGCGCGCCGGGCGCUCCAUCGCCCGCGACGUGGACAUGGAGGAGCUGGACGAGGGCGUGCCGGGCAACGGCGCGCGGGCGGAGGAGCCGCCGCCGGAGAACGCAACUGAGGAGGAGCGCCGCGCCUACGAGAUGCGCCGCGCCCGCAUGGGCACCUACGGCGACGGCAAGAUCGGACCCGUGGACAACAUCCAGCUGCAGCGCGAGAUGCGGCGCAAGGCCAUGCUGGAGCAGAUGAAGAACAACGCCUGGUCCAGCUUCAACCCGCGCACCGCCGAGAAGUGAGGCGUGGCGUGAGCGCCACGGGGCCUUGUGCUCAUGCGCUGUGCUGCGCGCUGCGCGCUGCACAGGCGAGGUGGAGGGCUGGGCGCGGCACGGGGAUGCGUGCGGAGGCUACCAGGGGCUGGUGCUGGGUAGCACAGCAGCUCAGGCCGAAGCCCGGGCAGGAGCUCGUGGCGAAUGGCAGUUGCAGAUCGAGUUGUGAGUAACAACAGCCGAGACUCCGAACUCCGUUUACGUCCGGAAAUGUACAGAAGCAUGUGUGAUUACGUCGCCUGACUUCCUGACUUGUUCUUGGGAGGCAAUAUGAAGGCACACAUUAGGGACUCCAUGCAUGGUGUGUCGCGCGAUUGGUGAAUGUUGCGCUGGCCGCUGACUGCUCGGACUAAAAGCACGCUCCGUAAAGGCGCGUGUGAUGUUUCACACCUCAGGCCGCAAUGCCUGUGAGUUUACACACAGCUUAUUUUCUCAUCACGAGUUGAAUGGAUUUGGCACGGCUAAAUGUUGAGCGUGUCCCGUGCGCCAGUCGUAUGUUCAGACCUGGCGCUUUGGCCAGCUUUGGCGUCCAUUGUUUGCUUUUAAGUGUGAAAAUCUCAAUCGAAACCCACCCCCGCAGGUGGGUUGUAGCAUGCGUGUGGCUGACUGGGUCGAUUGGCGGACUGCCACUGCUCCCUUCACCAUGUUGACAAACUGCAUGUCAACAAAGCAUCCUCACUCACAUACCCCGCAUCGCCUGCCCGGCAAGUGAGCUCGGCGGAUGUGACUUGAUCGCGUGCUUACAUUUUGUGGUACACGACACGCCUUCCUCUCCUUCGCGUAUGAACGGGGUGGUGAUGCAUGGAGAAUGGCAGGGCAUGGUCGCCGUGUUCCGCACGACGCAGGAGUUGUGCGCCCUUAAUGUCCCAGCACGUUGUGCGACGGUAGACAAAUUCUUUGACGCAAUUACAUAGUCCAAAUUAAUUCUUGACACGGGGGAGAGGCAUGGGCAGGGAUGUUGAUGGUGUGCAGCAGCGUGCGACUGCGGGCUUCACUGCAUCUGACGUUGACAGCGCGACCGUUGUGCCAUCACGUUGCGUCGCGUGCUGUUUGUGUGUGAGUGGCUCUCUGGACCGCGCUGGAAAGCGCUGGUGCGGGCAGGACUGUACUGCAGCGGGGUCAUGUGCUUUGUCACGCUACGGCAUGGGCAUGUUUUGUGUGUUACGUUUGGUCACAUAAGUUGUACGAUUCAACAAGUACAUAGCCCGAAUUGCAAAGCUCGUGAAUGGCCGCUGCGACUUCACAAGUAUUCCAUGCUUGCUUAUUGGCUGGGUGAGCCAAAUGAAGUGCAUCUACCGCCGGAAUGCGGGGCACACAUUCGAGGUCAAGCGUGCUUUGUCGGUCGGUUCCGUGCUCGCGUGCUCCUGUCUGAACAAGAGGGGUAUGUACAUACACCGCGCACGGAAGAUACCAUGGUUGCUUUCGCCUCUGUAAUGCGAGGAUGUC